Messenger RNA from Dipodomys spectabilis (banner-tailed kangaroo rat), 1349 nucleotides. It is a transcript of the gene Tafa5, whose product is annotated as TAFA chemokine like family member 5. Gene Ontology annotation, molecular function: G protein-coupled receptor binding; receptor ligand activity. The transcript has 4 exons. Gene Ontology annotation, biological process: G protein-coupled receptor signaling pathway. The record is from RefSeq and is a predicted model, not a curated record. Bases 1 to 399 code for a protein of 132 amino acids. Lineage: Eukaryota; Metazoa; Chordata; Mammalia; Rodentia; Heteromyidae.
AUGGCGCCAUCGCCCAGGACCAGCAGCCGGCAAGAUGCGACCGCCCUGCCCAGCAUGUCCUCAACUUUUUGGGCGUUCAUGAUCCUGGCCAGCCUGCUCAUCGCCUACUGCAGUCAGCUGGCCGCCGGCACCUGUGAGAUUGUGACCCUGGACCGGGACAGCAGCCAGCCACGGAGGACAAUUGCUCGGCAGACAGCGCGCUGUGCAUGCAGGAAGGGACAGAUCGCAGGGACCACGAGAGCCAGGCCCGCCUGCGUGGACGCGCGGAUCAUCAAGACGAAGCAGUGGUGUGACAUGCUCCCCUGCUUGGAGGGGGAGGGCUGCGACCUGCUCAUCAACCGGUCCGGCUGGACAUGCACACUGCCCGGUGGGCGGAUAAAGACCACCACGGUAUCCUGACAAACGCAGCCCCGCGGGGCUCCCGGGAGUGGUCCUGGCUCCUUGGAAAGUCUGCCUCAGCCACGAUCCUCCGCCCUCCACGGACUCUGCCUACCCUCCACUGUCUGCCCACGGUCUCCCUGGGGCCGCUCCAGGACCACCUCCACCUCAGCAUCCUGAGCUGCAGUCUGCCCAGCGCAUCCCAGGAGGCCCGGACUCGAACACACAGGUGGGGGGCGGCACCGGGCAUCAGCAAUACACAGUCUGUGGAGCCCAGCUGUGCCCACCUCCCGGUGGCCAAGCUCUCCUUGGAGCAGAAGGCCAGGAAGCUGCCUCCCAGCCGCUAAGCCAGCCCUGGCACCGGCCAGGGACUGCCAGGUGGAAAAGCAUCUCUUCCUGCACCCCAGACUGUCUGAAUUGCUUUUAUUUUCUUAACUCUCAGCAUACUCAAUAGACCAAAGAGCAGAAUCUAUUUUCACGUGGACGCCCUUCCCGUCGAGUCCCGGGUUCACUGUGGGGCAUGGGAGGGCGUGGCGGCACAGAGAUGCAGGUGAAGGCCGAGGAGCGGAGCAGGCAUCUGCGGCGGAGGCCCCGCCCCACGAACGCUGCGGCACGCCCCAGGAGGAUGACGCAGGCUGGACGCAAGCCUCGGCUCGCCCGUGGGACCUGGCGGGGCGAGGCCGGCACGGCCCCGGUGCGGGGAGCGCACGCACCCGGGGACACAGACCCUUCGCGCCUCUGUGCUUAGACCGACUUUCUCAUACUAAAUCACUUUGUUUUAACCAGUUAGUCAUGCCUCUUCUGCAGCUCCAUUUUUGAUAGUUGGAUAAUCCAGUACUUGCCAAGAGCAUGUUGGGUCUCCCCUGACUGUCCUCCAAUCCACCAUUUAGCUCCAGAAAGCAAAUUAAAGAAAACUGAAGUAACACUGUUUGAAAGAGAUCAUUAAAUGUAUUUUGCAAAGCCUAAAGUUA